Dromaius novaehollandiae (emu) is the source of this 2694-nucleotide messenger RNA. Its product is annotated as keratin, type I cytoskeletal 12-like. Gene Ontology annotation, biological process: intermediate filament organization; epithelial cell differentiation. Gene Ontology annotation, molecular function: structural molecule activity. Gene Ontology annotation, cellular component: cytoskeleton. The record is from RefSeq and is a predicted model, not a curated record. The transcript has 8 exons. Bases 44 to 1639 code for a protein of 531 amino acids. NCBI's taxonomy places the organism in Eukaryota, Metazoa, Chordata, Aves, Casuariiformes, Dromaiidae.
UCUACCCUGAGUGCGUAGCCUAGACUAGGGCACCUGGAGCACCAUGGCCCUUUCCGUGCGCACAAGCGGUGGAUCCCGGCAGUUCUCCUCUCGGAGCGGGCUCCCGGGGGGAUCUAUGAGAAUGUCCAGUUCUAGCGGCGGAGGAGGCUUUGGUGGAAGUGGGUUUGGUUACGGUGGAGGAUCUGGUGGAGGUUUUGGUGCUGCUUCUAUGCUUGGUUCAAGCUCUGGCUUCAGUGGAGGCUUUGGGGGUAGCUCAGGUGGAGGCUUUGGAAGCAGUUUAAGCAGUGGCUUUGGUGGAGGCUUUGGUAGUGGCUUAGGUGGUAGCUAUGCAAGUGGCUUAGGCAGUGGUUUUGGUGGAGGUUUAGGAAGCGGUUUUGGUGGAGGUUUAGGAAGCGGCUUUGGUAGUGGCUCGAGCACUGGCUUUGGAAGUGGUUUUGCUAGUGGUUCAGGUGCUGGUUUUGGAGGUGGCUUUGGCACCGGUGGUGGCGGGGAUGGUGGCCUUCUUUCUGGCUCGAAAAAAGAAACUAUGCAGAACCUCAACGACCGUCUGGCUGCUUAUCUGGACAAAGUACGAUCUCUGGAGGAGGCCAAUACUGAUUUGGAGCGCAAAAUACGAGAGUGGUAUGAGAAAAAUGGCCCUGGUGCUGGUAUCACUGGAUCGGGGAAUGACUAUAGUAAAUAUUAUCCAAUAAUUGAAGAUCUCCGAAGCAAGAUCAUAAAUGCGACUAUCGACAAUGCAAGAAUUAUUCUGCAGGUCGAUAAUGCGAGACUGGCUGCUGAUGAUUUCAGACUGAAGUAUGAGAAUGAAGUGGCUCUUCGCCAGAGUGUGGAGGCUGACAUCAAUGGUCUACGUAGAGUUCUUGAUGAGCUGACCUUGACAAGAACUGAUUUGGAGAUGCAGAUUGAAAGCCUGAAUGAGGAACUGGCUUAUCUCAAGAAGAAUCAUGAAGAGGAGCUUCAGGGCUUCCAAGGCAGUGCAGCUGGCCAAGUCAGCGUUGAAAUGGAUGCUGCUCCAGGAAUUGACCUCACCAAGCUUUUGAAUGACAUGAGAGGGCAGUAUGAAGUCAUUGCUGAGCAAAACCGUAAAGAGGCUGAAGCAUGGUUCAAUGAAAAAAGUGGGGAGCUGAAAAGGGAAAUCUCCACCAAUACUGAGCAGCUUCAGUCAGGAAAAAGUGAAAUCACAGAUCUAAAACGGACUCUUCAGAACUUGGAAAUUGAACUACAAUCUCAACUUGCCAUGAAAAAAUCCCUUGAAGACACUUUGGCAGAAACCGAAGGGGGUUACUGUGCUCAGCUUUCACAAAUGCAACUUCAGAUUGGGAAUCUGGAGUCUCAGCUGUUUCAGGUCAGGGCUGAUAUGGAGCGCCAGAACGCCGAGUAUCAGCAACUUCUAGACAUCAAGACUCGUCUGGAAAUGGAGAUUGAGACUUAUCGCCGCCUGCUAGAUGGCGAGUUUGUGAGCGCAGGACAGGGAGUUACAUUUGAAAGCUCAUCUCUGACUGGGUCCAAAUCACAAACACAGUCAUUGGAUUCUUCUCAGGAUCCUACGAAAACUAGAAAGAUCAAGACAAUUGUCGAGGAAGUAGUAGAUGGAAAAGUUGUUGCAUCCCAUGUUAAGGAAGUUGAAGAGAAGAUAUAAGACACAAUCUGCUAUUGCAAAGGAUCCAUUCAUUCCAUUCUUCUUUAAAAGCAGUAGUAGAUUAAUAACUUUGUUCUUUUGUAUGAAGUGAUGAAAUAGAUUGGCUUAUUUACUAAGAUUCUUCUACACAAAAUGAAACAUACAUUUUCAUUCAAUUCAUUUCAUUCAUUUCAAUUCUUUGUUCAGUAACUGAAAACAUGGCGCACACAUUAGGCAUUCAAUUAGAUAUGCUCAUGGUUUCCUUUUUGUAUUUUUAAUUAAUAGGUAAAAUGAUUUUGCUGUUCUCACCUCCUCUUCCAGUUUUCUUGACUAAUAAAAACGGCCUCAACAAGCUUCAAAAUACUAGUUACCUUUCGUCCUUCCUAAUAUAAUUUAGGAUUGUAGGUCUUGAUCCAUAUUUGUUAUUUCUGUUGGAUAUUUUGCUUUGCCAUGUACUCUGUGCAUGUGUGCACAUGUUUGCAUUCACUCACCAUGUAAGGAAGUUAAUCCACUGGUAGAACAAGCACAUAUAAAAAAACCUGUUUAAAGGUGGGAUUAAAACAAUACUUCAUAGCAUACAAUUUUAAAAUCUCAAUUUACAGCAAUCCUAAGGAUUAAGAAAGUUUUGCAAGCAGAACAACAUAUUGUAACAGAAUUAAUGCUGUAAGCACAGUGGAAAGAAAGAAAGUGCUACCUUCGUUUCAAAGUGUGCAGCAAACCCGGCUGGGAAGCAGCGGUCGGAUAUCCCAGAGUGCCCUCUGGUGGGAAUACUCUGGUCUCCUGAACUGCAAAUGUGACUUCCUGAACUCCACUCAAAUCAGCUAUUUUAAAGAAUCUCAUCCAGAACAAAAUUACAAACCAGAACACAAUCCCCUUAAAAUUUACAUCUAAUUCUUUGAAAAUAUAAAGUUAAAUUUCUUUUUCAAUAAUAUUCAGGCAAGAUACAAAAAACAUGUCUAUAAUGUCGAAUGACUUAGAGCUUGCUAUGUUACAGAUACCAGACUGAUCUGGUAUCAACAGAAAGGCAAAGAUGUCAGAUCGUUCAUAUCUUCAUUAAAUCCUUUCCUGAUGAACCA